UGAGCUGAGUCAAAUGAUCUGAUUCACUGUAAAGAGCCGGAAUUCCCGUGACUAGCUUGCUCUCGCGUUUAAUAGGCUGCUGAACGUAAUGAAAUCAAUCAUUUGUCCUUUGAGAGUGUGAAAGACGCAGGCAGGUGUGUGGAGAAGAUCACUUCCGGAACAAGGAAGAGAAAGCGAGAGAGAGAGAGAGAGACAUGGAGAACCCUUCUGGCACUCCACCAAACUUCUCCUGGGUGGAUGUUAAUAAAGUGGCAGGACUGGCCUGGCCCUCCAGCCCAGCUCAUUACCGCUUCUUACUGGAGAAGGGGAUUAAACACCUGGUGUGUUUGUGUGAAUCCAAACCGCCGGCUUAUGAGAGCUGUCCGGAUCUCAAACUGCACCACAUCGCCAUGGUGGACUUCACUGCACCGAGUCUGAGCCAAAUCCAGACCUUUAUCUCCGUCACUGAACACGCCAACGCAGGACAGGCGGUUGCGGUGCACUGUAAACACGGCCUCGGCCGCACCGGAACCAUGCUGGCCUGCUACCUGCUGAAGACGAGGAAGAUGUCCGGAGCGGAGGCGAUUAAAACCAUCCGGGCGCUUCGCCCGGGAUCCAUCGAGACGCGCGAGCAGGAGCGAGCCGUGCUGGAGUUUCAGAAGUACCUCCAGGAGAGUUGUGAAACCACGGUGUUAAAAUAAAUGUACUGUAUUGUUUUUUGAGUUUAACCGACUUCACGUUAACGAGCACAAACCGAAUCCUUCUCUCUGUAUCACAGGUUUCUCAGAAGUGCAGGCCCAUGUAUAUACAGACCAUGACGCAGGGUGUGUCUACGAAACACAAGCGGGUUCUGUUGUCCAAAUACCGAAUAAUCUCAGUCAUGCUCAAGCGUGUGUGUGUGUGUGUGCGCCUUCUGUUCUCACUGGACGAGAGGAGAAAUAUAACUCUUACAUUCCACACCCUCUGUAUGGUUAGGCAGCGUAAAGCAAAAUUCUAAACACUUCAGUUAAGGGCCAGUGCUUGUAAGGCUACAUGACAAUUGACAAAGCUACAUAGACUUUUAUUAAGGCUUGUUCCAGCACGGUCCGAUGAUCUAGACUUCUCAUCGGUUUUUAUAAGAGUGACGUAACACCUUAAGUCAACACAAACGUCAAAUACCUCCGGUCUCAGGUCAGAUUCUGUUGGAAUAAGGCUUAGUUGUUAUGUAGCCUUAGUAACAGUCGAUCACCUACAUUUUAUAUAUACAUACUCAUGUGAAAAAAUAAGUGCACCCCAUGGAAAGGUUUAAAAAAAAAAUAAUAAUAAUUUGAUCCUCUUUGAAACUGCCUAUUAAUAAUGGUGAUACACUCCUAUUUGACACACACUGUCUCUCUCUCUCUAUCUAUCUCUCUAUAUCCAUCUCUAUAUCUAUAUAUCUAUAUAUCUAUCUAUCUCUAUCUAUCUAUCUAUAUCUAUCUCCCUCUCUCUCUCUACAUAUCUCUCUCUCUCUAUCUCACACACUCAAAUAAUUUAGGAUAAUUAAUACAAAAGUUUAUACUGUAUCCCGCUGGAUUCUGAUUGGCCAGAGGUUGUAUAACAGCCGACGCAAAUGACUGGUUUAUAUUAAUGCGCUCGUUCUAAUCCAUUAUAGUUUGUAUAGUAACCGCUCACACGGGGACUCGUACAGCGGACGCGCCACAUAAACAGGAUGAACAACGUGCAACAAAAACAUGCAGGUGACGAUGGGAAGUUUUUCUGUAAGGAGACCAUUAACAUUUAUGGAAGGAGUCUCCAAUGUCAGCACUUUGUAAUGACAUUUUAUGCCACAGGGACGUUUUCAGGAUCGAGGUGUGUGUACGUGUGUGGGGGCUUUUAUUUUGUAACAGGAGGAAAAGAGAGGCUGGUGAGGGAACGACCGGUUACAGCUGUUAUAAUGUAAACGGAUGAAAUAAAACUGGUUAUUUAAAUUGUAGUCAUUGGCAAACUGCUGGGAUACGAGCCUCGUCACACACCCCCUUUGUUGAUGAUUUUCCUAGAACGUGUAUAUCCCCGAAGUGUUUUAUUCCUGUCUCACUAUACAGGUCUAUAAGUCAUGUGUUUCACCCUUACAAACAGUACAGCUUUUUAUUUUUUUUUUUUAUUUGUAAAAUCUGAAUUUAUUUAUGAUUUACAAAAAGCCUAACAUGUAACAACCAUUAAAAUGAAAUCAAACGAACUCUUCCUGAACCUAAAAUGAUAAACAUAUGAGUGUGUAUACAUGUCAGUUUACAUUUUCUGAAGCAGAAAUAAAUGGUGAAGGAAUAUCGACACGAAAGUGUUAUGCAUUGGUUCAAUUUACAAAGUUUGUGUAUUCUUGGAGGGGAAAGAAAAAAAAAAACCCCAAACAAUCCAGAAACAAAAUAAUUUACACAUACACCAGCGAGUCCCGAGUGUCAAUGGAGAUCUACAACCACAUGUUCAACUUUAACUCCACUACUGUGUGGUCAAGGGAAAUGAAGAUGAAUUCGGUUAUAAUGACGUUAGAACAUCAGGGCUGGUCUGAAAACAAAUAAAAGAAAGAAGAAGAAAAAAAAAAUAAUAAAAGAUGAAAUAAUCCUUUUUUUUUUUGUUUUUUUUUGCGUUUUCGUCCAUUUAUAACCCGCGUGGCUCAGACUUUGUGGAGUUCAAAAAGAAAUACCUGCGAAAGCAAGGUUCGUCUCAUUCCCUUUCACUUCUUCAACCUCAACUCGACUAUCACACGUCACUUCACUUCCAUCAAAUCCUUUUCAUCAUCAUAAAAAACUAAAAGAGGGAAAAUAGAAAACUAUUAUAAUAGAAACUAUUAUAAUAGAAAAAUAUAAAACUGAAACGUUCACUCUCUCUGGGGAAUUAUAAUACAAACACAAACCUCCUCGUCUCCAUCCUGAAGCCAGACGGAGACCGACGUUCGGCGGGAUUCGUCAACUCUGCCUAAGUGUUAAAACGUUUACAGGGACGAGUCCGUGUGGAUGAACGAACGUGCGAAUGACCUGUAACGACCUCGCUCUUUUACAUUUCUGUACUGGGAGACGGGAAACUUUCAGAAAAGGGGAGGGGAAAAAUAAAGAAUAAAGCGCGGAAGUUCGCAGAUAAAACACCACCAUAAAACGUCCCACGUUACGAUCAGUGAUAUUUAAAAAAAUAAAAUAUGAAGAGAGCGUGUCGCUUUUUUUUUUUUUUUUUUUUCCCCCUCCCCCUUUCUUUCAGAAUGAACAUUUCACAAACCAAAAAUAUGCCAUUUCAAAUUCAGCAUUAACAUCAUUAAAAGAUUUGUACAGUGCUUUAUUAUAUAUCCGAUACGCUGGAGGGAAAAAUCACGCAGAAUUGUCUCGCAACGCUAAAAUUAUACUCACUGGUCCAGUUAUGCCAUACAAAUCAAAAUGAAUUUGGAAAAAGAAAAAAAAAGAAAAGAAAAGAAAAA
Messenger RNA from Ictalurus punctatus (channel catfish), 3397 nucleotides. RefSeq names its product dual specificity phosphatase 23a (gene dusp23a). NCBI's taxonomy places the organism in Eukaryota, Metazoa, Chordata, Actinopteri, Siluriformes, Ictaluridae. The coding region runs from base 195 to 680 and encodes 161 amino acids. The record is from RefSeq and is a predicted model, not a curated record. Gene Ontology annotation, molecular function: protein tyrosine/serine/threonine phosphatase activity. The transcript has 2 exons. Gene Ontology annotation, biological process: cilium assembly; protein dephosphorylation.